Polyodon spathula (Mississippi paddlefish) is the source of this 3111-nucleotide messenger RNA. RefSeq names its product netrin-4-like. Gene Ontology annotation, molecular function: protein binding. The transcript is spliced from 10 exons. Gene Ontology annotation, biological process: substrate adhesion-dependent cell spreading; cell migration; basement membrane assembly. Bases 220 to 2220 code for a protein of 666 amino acids. NCBI's taxonomy places the organism in Eukaryota, Metazoa, Chordata, Actinopteri, Acipenseriformes, Polyodontidae. Gene Ontology annotation, cellular component: laminin trimer. The record is from RefSeq and is a predicted model, not a curated record.
GUAUAGUAGCAGCAAGUAUAAGACAGGCAGCGCAUCUUCAACCCAAGAACGUUUUUUUUUUUCUUUCGCUAAACUGAAAUUUAAUAUUUAUGUGAGCACUCACAGUCUUUCAAUGUUUGUUCUUAGCCUCUCAGGUUUAGGAUCAAGGCAGCGGAGUUUAAUAAGCCAGUUCGCUUUCUCCCACUGGUAAAACCUGUCUGCACAUGUCAUUGCAAUGGCAUGGCAGUGAAAUUUCAGCACUCAUCUUGUAUGUUAACAGAGUGUUUUGGCUUGUCUGAGUAUUUUUGCGUGAAUCCAACAUUUCUCAAGGCAUUCACAAGGACUGCGAUGUGUCACUGGAUUCUGUUCUCCUUGGUUGCACUCUUUGGAUUCACUUUUGAUGCAGGGCUUGGAAGGGUGGCUGCAGGGGUGGGCCAUCGAUGUGAGAACCAGGCUUGUAACCCCCGCAUGGGGAACCUGGCCUUGGGCAGGAACCUGCUCACUGAGUCAGUGUGCGGACACAACUCCACCGAACUCUACUGCUCUAUCACAGAGAAUGCAGACGGGUCCUGCAGGCCGCCCAAGUGUGGGAAAUGCAACGCGGCGCACCAUCAGCACUCCCACCUGCCCGCGGCCAUGACAGACUCCUCGUUCCGCUUCCCCAGCACGUGGUGGCAGUCUGCAGAGGGCGUGCAGCGGGAGACCAUCCAGCUGGACCUGGGGACAGAGUUCUACUUCACUCACAUGAUCAUGGUGUUCAAGUCCCCCCGGCCGGCCGCCAUGUUGCUGGAGAGAUCGCAAGACUUCGGGAAGACCUGGAGGCCUUGCAAAUACUACGCCACCAACUGCACCGAAACGUUCGGCUUGGGGGAUGACACUGAACAGGACGGGGCGGUCUGCACUACCAAAUACUCCGGAGCCUUCCCCUGCACACGAGGAGAGGUUAUAUACCGGGCCCUGUCACCCUUGCAUUCAGCAGUGGAUCCUUACAGUGCAGAAUCCCAGGACCAGCUGAAGGUGACCAACAUUCGAGUACAACUCUUGAAGAGGCAGCAGUGCCCGUGUCUGGGUAAAGACCCGGCCACCAAACCACAGCACCUGGCGCACUACGCUGUCUACCAUUUCAUUGUGAAGGGCAGCUGUUUCUGCAAUGGCCAUUCUGAGCAUUGCGUAACAGUAGAUGGGUAUCGUUCAGUCAGAGAAAGGACACAUCAUAUGGUCCAUGGAAAGUGCAUUUGCAAGCACAAUACAGCAGGUGACCAUUGUCAGCUCUGCACACCACUUUACAAUGACCAGCCCUGGCAGCCUGCUGACGGCGCAACCGGGGACCCCCAUGAAUGUAAGAAGUGCAAAUGCAAUGGGCACGCAGACAGCUGCCACUUCGAGCAUGGCGUGUGGUUGGCGUCAGGGAAGCGCAGCGGAGGAGUGUGUGACCGCUGCCAGCACAACACAGAGGGGCAGCACUGCCAGAGAUGCAAGACUGGCUUCUACAGAGAUCCUCGCAGACCCUUCUCUGCUCCAGAUUCCUGCAAACCUUGUGCGUGCCAUCCUAUUGGUUCUGUACCAUAUGAACUCAGUGCCUUGUCCCUUUGUGACCCGAGCAACGGGGAGUGCGUCUGUAAGCCUGGAGUCGGGGGCCCACACUGUGACAAGUGCAUGGUGGGAUACUGGGGCUUUGGAGAGUAUGGCUGCCGACCGUGUGACUGUGCUGGGAGCUGUGAUCCAUUCACUGGGGACUGCAUUAGCAGCAGUUCUGAUGUAGACUGGUACCACAAGAGUGACUAUCUCUCCCAGCACAAUGAGACUGAGCCCGUGUGGGACUGGGUGGAUGAACAAGGCUUCUCAGCUCUCCGGCAUUCAGGUAAAUGUGAAUGUAAAGAGCAGGUCUUGGGAAACCCCAAAAUAUUCUGUGCUAUGAAAUAUACCUACGUCUUGAAAAUAAAGAUUCUCUCAGCUCAUGACAAAGGCUCACAUGCAGAAGUAGACGUCAAGGUCAAAAAGGUAUUAAAUCCCACAAAAAUGAAGAUUGUUGGUGGGAGAUUGACACUGUACCCUGAAUCCUGGACAACCCGAGGCUGCACGUGUCCCAUUCUAAACCCUGGAAUGGAAUACCUGGUGGCAGGACAUGAGGAUCGGAGGACGGGUCGAUUGAUUGUCAACAUGAAAAGUUUUGUCAAGCCCUGGAAACCAGACCUUGGGAGAAAAGUAAUGCAGUUUUUGAAGACUGACUGCAAGUGGUAAAUUUAAGGUGAAGAACAGAUAGUAUUCUGUGCACUAAGUGGGUUUAACUGAUGAGUGAAUACCCAAGAAGCAGAAAUGGAUUAACAUGCCAUAAAAAAUAGGUUCUGAGGUACGAUAGGACUUGGGCUUGUGCUCAGACCAAAGCUGGCAAUAUUUCCUGCACACCUAACUUCAUUCUCUAAAGCACUUUACUACCUGUCAGGCCAAGGCAUUAAAAGACUAUGGGAUCAGAUGUUUCUUAAAAACAAAAUUAUAAAAAUAAGCAAAUGUUGCAGAGAAUGGCCCUGCUUCACCGGGAAAGACAUGGAAAAGUCCUUUAAUGAAGUUUGAAGUGGAAGAUUGAACUUUACCGAUCUCUCCACAUCUCGCUGUUUGAUUGUCGCUGUUAUGAGGAUGUCAUCUUAAUGAAUCUUGAAGGUUUUUGUUUGACUGAAUAAUGCAAAGAUGGGAUCAAAAGUAAAAAUGUAUUUUUCUUCAUGGUUUUUACAUUGAAUAUUCAGCUUGUGCUGGUGCAUUAUUUGAGGAAAAUAUAUCCCGUAAUGCACACACAUUACACUUAGCUAUUCUGAGGACAUGUCACAUCUUAAUGAUGGAUAUCUCACUGUAUUCCAGAAGGUAAAAUAAUUAGUGGAUAAUAGCUCCUCUGGGUUCAGAUCACAUAGCCAUAACAAGGCAUUUCUUGAACAUUAUUUUAAAAUUAUUUUGUGUAACGUAUACUUAAAAAGUAAGUAGCAGGGUUCAGAAAAAUACAGCAUUAUACAUCCUCACGUGAUACUGCCUGUCAUUUUUCUUUUCGUGGUUAACAUACUGACAACUUUUUAAUCUUAUAACUUUAAAGUCUGUUUCAAAGCUCUUUUCAAAAUGUCCGCUCUAGUGCACUGGUGUUUGAGA